AUGUAUUUUGCACCAAGACCUAAUGGUGCUUCUGCAACGGCAAUGAUUGCUCAUUGUUUAAGUGAAGGUCAUAUAGAAUCUCCUGCUCGUUUGGAAUCUGCCCUCGAAUCAAUCACUAAAGUGCAACCAGAUCUCAGAGAUUCAAACGAUAUACCUUUAUUAUCGGAUUUCGUAAACGAUAGACUUGCCUCAGAUCAAGAUAUUCUAUUGGCACACUCGGCAGAGUUCCUAGCGGAAUUUAAAAGACUGGAGAAUGGCGAAAAGAUUGCUGAACCAAAACAUUUCCCAAAUUGUGGAGUCAACCCUGUGACAACAACAUAUGCAGCUCGUGCAGCAGCUGGUUCUCUAUUGGAAUUACUUUCAAUGGUUGGAGGGCAAAACGAUAACUCCACUACUCAAAGUUUAUUACUUAGAGGUUUGGCAGUUGUUAGACCACCAGGACAUCAUUGUACCAGAGAGAAAUCAAGUGGCAAUGGAAUACUGAAUAACGUUGCAAUCGCUGCAUUAACUGCAUCGAAGAAACUCAAUAAGCGAGUGUUGAUUGUAGAUUUGGAUAUUCAUCUGAGUGGUGGAACCAGCGAUUGCAUUAAAGGCGACGAUAAUAUAUUGCUUGUGGACGUCUAUGGUGCCAGAGGACAAGAGAUUAGAACGAUGGCAAGACUACAAGGAAGAAGCUGGCAGGUUAGAGAGUCAUUCGAUAAUACUGUGGCAAUCAAUGUAUCGUUGAUCGAUUCGUCAGCCGGUGACCACGUCUAUCUAGGUGAUCAGGUAUUGGGUGAAGUACUGUCAGCCGUCAACUCACAUCAACCGAAUCUUAUAUUAUUCAGCAUUGGAUUCGAUUCGUGUGCUGGCGAUGAUGAAGGAUUUGAAUUCACCGCCAAUGGAUAUGGUCAAUUCAUUCAAACAGUAUGUGAAUCAGCUGCCACCAACGGUAUACCGGUGAUUGGUGUACUCGAAGGUGGAUACAAACCACAAAUAGUAGAAAAAGGUGUCAGACAAGUUUCAUUAGCAAUGGCAUCAACUAUUACACUAUAG
Molecule: messenger RNA, 1035 nt
Organism: Heterostelium album PN500
Lineage: Eukaryota; Evosea; Eumycetozoa; Acytosteliales; Acytosteliaceae
Exons: 1
Coding region: 1-1035 (344 amino acids)
Source: RefSeq, a predicted model, not a curated record